AUGUCAAGCCACCUAGCCAGUCUCCGACGUACGCAGACGGAUUUCGCAGACGAAACAACAACGAGUCCACUCCGCCAUGGAUCAACAGCAUCCACAAGCUCGUCUAUCUACACUGCCUCCACCAAUUCCCUCGCCCCCAGUCGCACCAGUACUGUCUCAUCGACUGCAUCAAUCGGAUCGAUGCCCAGUAUCAGUCAUAGACGAGGGAAGAGUGAACUGAAUAAGAGUCCGUUCGACAAAAUGGCCGGAGGGCGCUCCGAAGUGGGAACUUUGUCCAACGCGGGCGCAACAUACGAGAACAUUCGCCGUUCUUUGCGGCCACUCUCUCAAGCACCUAAUGCAUCGCCCCCCUCGAAUAAACAGUCCAUUUACCGCCAUUCUCGCAGCCAGACUGUCGACCAUCCGCAGUACUGGAAGGAAAAUCGUCCCCAAACACCUACCUCUCGUAACACAUUUCAUCAUGACAUCGAAGAAUUGAAAGAUACGGACUCGCACGCCUCAACAACACCUACCAAAAGCGAAGUGCCUCUUGAUAUGCAACCGCAUACUGUUUCACCUCACACGCGACCCCACAUGAAACCGCAACAUUCUCAUAGCUUGUCCAGUCCUGCACCAAUCACGCAUACCCUUUCGGCGCCUGAGCUCGAAACAUUCCAGAAAUCAUCGACAGGUCACCUGCGGACGCUCUCGAAAUUCGCAAAAGCGGGAGAAACAGAUGAAUUCGGCCUUGAUACCUACAGCUCUUCUGUGAUAGGACUGCAAGGACGACGGCGUUUGAAGAGAGCAGACUCAGUGGCUAAAAAAGAUGGCUCCAGCAUCGUGCGCAAGAAGCCCGCGUCGGCCUGGGCGGCAGGCAAUUGGAUGGACAAACAGCGACAAUUCCUACAGGCUUACGAAUACUUGUGCCAUAUUGGAGAAGCUAAAGAGUGGAUCGAGGAAGUUAUCCAGAAGCAAAUCCCUCCGAUCGUGCAACUAGAGGAAGCUCUUCGCGAUGGUGUGACGCUUGCAGAAGUGGUACAAGCGAUGAAUCCCAACCGGACGUUUCGAAUAUUCAGACAUCCGAAACUUCAAUAUCGACACUCGGAUAAUAUCGCCAUGUUUUUCCGAUUCUUGGAUGAUGUGGAAUUGCCCGAACUUUUCAGGUUCGAGCUGAUUGAUCUAUAUGAGAAGAAGAAUAUUCCCAAAGUCAUACACUGCGUUCAUGCCCUAUCAUGGCUGCUGUUCAAGAAAGGCCUUGUUGAGUUUCGCAUGGGAAAUCUCGUAGGCCAGCUUGAAUUCGAACACCACGAGCUGGAGCAAACACAGAAGGGUCUCGAUAAGGCUGGUGUCAGCAUGCCUAGCUUUUCGGGAAUGGCUGCGAAUUUCGGGGCAGAACCUGAGCCGGAGCCGGAGCCGGAGCCAGAAUCCGAAGAGGAGAGAAUCCAACGCGAGUUGCACGAGAGCGAAGCGUCAAUUGCUGAUUUCCAAGCUCAAAUUAGAGGCGCAAUGACGCGCUUGAAGCUGGGAAACCUUAUGAAUGACCUUUGGGACUUUGAACCUUUCUUGGUGGAAUUGCAAUCCCGGAUUCGCGCUGACUGGGCCCGUCAAAUCAUUCAAUAUCGCUUGGACAUGAAGACCUUUGCCACAAAUCUUCAAGCGCUUUGCCGAGCAUUCCUUGUGCGAAGCCGCCAGAGUAGUGUCCAGAAACACCACCAGGCCAACGAAACGGGUAUCAUGCAGCUACAAAGCCUCAUUCGUGGCGCCAAAGCAAGGGCCGACGUUGACUAUUUGCGAAAUCAGAUUCGGAAAGAGGAAUCCGGCAUCAAACAGAUUCAGGCGGCGAUGAGAGGAGCCUUGCAGCGCAAGACUGUAUCAGAGAUGUACGAGGAUACAAGAUUCGCGGAAAAUGAGGUCCGACUACUGCAAGCUGCUAUCCGGGGUGCUCUCCAGCGCAGUCAAGUUUCAACGCAGCUGGAAGCUGUUCAAUCCGCUGCGGACAGCAUCACCGCACUUCAAGCGAUUAUCCGAGGAGCUCUGCAACGUAACCAGGUCUCGCAGCAAUACGAAACCGCGCAUUCCGCUGAGGACAAUAUCGCGAAACUUCAAGCAUAUAUCAGAGGUGCCCUGCAACGCAGCCUAGUCUCACAGCAGAGUGAAGCUCUACGCUCCGUGGAAGACAGUAUCACGGCACUACAGGCACAUAUCCGAGGUACUCUGCAACGCAGCCAAGUCUCUGAACUGCAUGAAGCCACACGGUCGGCGGGAGAUGAAAUAACAGCACUCCAGUCAAUCAUCAGAGCCGGCAUCUUACGGCAGCAGGUGAAUGUGCAGAACGCAGAGAUCAGUAGCACUGAAGCGUCCACGGUGUCUCUACAAGGGAAGAUUCGCGGGAUGCUGAUGAGAAAGUCCAUUGCUGAGAUCAAGGAAGCGCUCGCCCUUGAGUUGACCGCCAUUACUACUAUUCAAGCGGUUGCUCGAGGCCGUGCACUAAGAGAGUGUCAGCAUCAACAAGCGGUAGCACUUGAGGAGACGACCAGCGACUGCGUCUCGCUUCAAUCACUGGCUCGUGGUGGGGCAGUGAGAACAGCCCUUCAGCAGCUUCGACAGGACCUUAAUGAACAUACCCAGGCGGCAAUUCUACUUCAGAGCAGAGCGAGAGCGAAUGUGAUCCGGUCUGAAAUCCGGUCGCAAAAAGCAGCACUGGCAGAAGCAGAGACUUCCAUCCUGAAAUUACAAUCUAUGGGUCGAGGCUCCAUCCUCAGGAGACGAUUGGCAGCCGACGCCGAGGCCUUGCAGGAUGAAGCAAUGGUGAUCACACAUCUCCAGGCUCUCGCUCGUGCGGCAGUUCUCAGAAUCAAGGUUGGCGGAGAUCUGGACGAGCUUGAGGACUGUGAGGAUGAAGUCAGCCAAUUGCAGGCACAAAUUCGAGCGAUGCUGAUCCGGGUUGAAGUUGGCCAAAUGCUGGCAGACCUUGUUGCCGAAGAAGAUGUUGUCAUUGAGCUCCAAUCGCACAUACGUGGAUACCUAGUCCGCUCGAAAUUCGAAGAGAAACGUCAAUAUUAUCGCCAAAAUAUGGAAAAGGUUAUCAAGGCGCAAAGUUAUGUGCGAGGAAGAAUUCAGGGUCAAGCAUACAAGAGUCUUACUACCGGCAAGAAUCCUCCAGUAGGGACUGUUAAAGGCUUCGUGCACCUAUUGAAUGACAGCGAAUUUGACUUCGACGAGGAGAUUGAGUUUGAGCGAACAAGAAAGUUGGUAGUUCAGCAAGUUCGACAAAACGAGCUAGCGGAACAGUACAUUAGUCAGCUCGAUAUCAAGAUCGCUCUGCUGGUAAAGAACAAGAUCACCCUUGAUGAAGUCGUCAAGCACCAAAAGCACUUCGGCGGUCACGUUGGUAGCCUGCUGCCCAACAGAGAGAUCUCGUCCACAGACCCCUUCGAUCUCAAGGCCCUGAACAAGACGUCAAGGAGAAAACUUGAACAAUAUCAGGUGUUCUUCUUCCUUCUUCAGACCCAAUCGCAGUACUUGGCCAAGCUCUUCCGGCGUCUGCGUGAGCUCAACACCUCCGAGAAGGAAUACGAGCGGAUCAGACACCUGAUGAUGGGGCUUUUUGGCUAUUCGCAGAAGAGGCGAGAGGAGUACUACUUGAUCAGGCUGCUCGCACGUUCAGCGCGAGAAGAGAUUGAGAGCUUCGACUCGCUGCAUGAAUACUUGCGCUGCAAUGCGUUCUGGAACAAACUCUUCGCAUCUUAUAUCAAGUCUCCCCGAGACCGCAAGUUCAUGCGGGACACGCUGGGACCUGUCGUUCGAGAGAACAUCAUCGAAAACCCGGAACUGGACCUGGAAAGUGACCCAAUGCAGAUCUAUCGUUCAGCCAUUAAUAAUGAGGAACUGCGGACUGGGAAGAGAAGCAGGCGUCGACCUGAUAUCCCCCGAGAGGAGGCCAUUCGAGAUCCCGAAACCAGGGCGACUUUCAUUCAAAACCUUCAGGACCUUCGUGAUAUUGCCGAUCAAUUUUUUUCUGCCUUUGAAGAGCUACUUUAUCGGAUGCCCUUCGGUAUUCGGUAUAUCGCAAAAGAGAUAUAUGAGAGCUUGCUAUCAAGAUUUUCCAACGAAGACCCUGGAUUUAUCCUCCAAACUGUCGGCCAUUGGGUAUGGAGGAAUUAUUUCCAGCCUGCCAUUUUCGAACCCGAGAAGUACGGUGUGGUGGAUCGAGGUUUGACUCAAGAGCAGAAGCGAAACCUUUCUGAGAUUGCCAAGGUGAUUGCGCAAGUAGCUUCCGGACGACUUUUCGGUGCGGAGAAUGUCUACCUCCAGCCCUUGAACAAUUACAUCGGUGACUCCAUUCAACGGCUUGGCCAGACCUGGGGUGACAUGAUCUCUGUUCAGAAUGCAGAGGAUUACUUCGACAUCGAUGAGUUUAAUGAUCUCUACGCCAAAACGAAGCCCACCUUGUACAUCAAGAUGGCGGAUAUCUUCUCCAUCCAUCAACUCGUCGCCAGUGAGAUACAGUACAUGUGCCCAACCCAAGAUGAUAUCCUGAAAGAAGUCAUCCGUGACCUCGGAAAUGUGAAAUCCAAUGAGAGCGAGUUAAUGAGUGUCAACUCCUCUGAAAUCAGUCUCACACUGAAUCCAAAGCUUGCACAGGUUGAAGACCCUGAGGCAGAUGUCAAGGCUUUGUUCAUGGAAACAAAACGAUGCAUCCUGUACAUCAUCAGAGUUCAAACGGGUGCCAACUUAUUGGAGAUCAUGGUCAAGCCACCCACCGACGAAGACGAGGAAAAAUGGAUGAUGCUGGUGCGCGAUGAACUGAGUGCAAACAACACCAGGCGAAGCGCAUAUGCGGAGGCCAACACGAUGGUGGACAUUGCUUCCAUGAGUUACUCCGAGCUCAAGCGGACGGCACUUGAGAAUAUCUUGCACCUCGAACAGACUGGGAAGAUCCGCCGUGACAACUACUACCAGGAUCUCUUGAACGCGAUCGCUAUUGAUAUCCGGACCAAGCACCGCCGGAGAAUUCAACGGGAGCGAGAGUUGGAUAGCGCACGAAUGACGCUUGCACGUCUCAAUGACCAAGCUGUCUGGCUGGAUCAGCAGCUGAAGACGUACAAUGACUAUAUUGAGCAGGCGAUGAUCACCCUGCAGAACAAGAAGGGGAAGAAGAGGUUCCUUAUGCCUUUCACCAAGCAAUGGGACCACCAACGUGAGCUUCAGAAAUCGGGCAAGGUUUUCAAGUUUGGCUCUUACAAGUACUCGGCUCGGAACCUGGCCGACAAGGGUGUUCUUGUGCACUGGAAAGGAUACACCGAGCGCCAAUGGGACCGUGUCGACCUCACGAUCUCGAGUAAUGAAGUUGGUGUUUUUACUCUGGAUGGCAGCAGUGGUCCGAUGAUGAUUCCAGGUGCCAACGCCCAGGUACCAUUGGAUGAUUUGCUCCAGGCCCAGUUCAACAACAUGCAAUUUCUUGACUUCUUCGACGGACAGCUUCGGGUGAACGUCAACCUUUUCUUGCAUCUCAUAAUGAGGAAGUUCUACAAUGAAUAAUUGAGGACCUCGCAACAUGAUGUUGUUUCUUUUCUUUUCAUUUUCUCUCUAUAUCUUCUACCCUCUUAUGCUAUUGUGAUAUCCCACGUCUUUUCCUGUUAUAGCAUGUUGAACAUGACGAGAGCUCGGCGAGUUUGAUGCACAGAGACGAGCUCCUUAUCUUCGAUGAUUACCCCUCGUGUUCGUUGUUAUGCCUUUGUUUUGCCCCUUUGUCCUUGGAUGAUACUGAGUGCAUGUCUAUUCUAUGAUGAUUUGAUGAUCUUAUGUGUGUAGCUUUUAUGCUAAGCUGUACGUAUUGCAUGCUUGACUGCCGUGGAAACAAUAAUGAGUCAUGGUCAAUCCCGG
Aspergillus uvarum CBS 121591 is the source of this 5865-nucleotide messenger RNA. Its product is annotated as putative Ras GTPase activating protein. NCBI's taxonomy places the organism in Eukaryota, Fungi, Ascomycota, Eurotiomycetes, Eurotiales, Aspergillaceae. The transcript is spliced from 3 exons. Bases 1 to 5520 code for a protein of 1839 amino acids. Gene Ontology annotation, cellular component: cytoplasm. Gene Ontology annotation, molecular function: protein binding; GTPase activator activity. The record is from RefSeq and is a predicted model, not a curated record. Gene Ontology annotation, biological process: regulation of GTPase activity; regulation of actin cytoskeleton organization.